Molecule: messenger RNA, 1509 nt
Organism: Cyclopterus lumpus (lumpfish)
Lineage: Eukaryota; Metazoa; Chordata; Actinopteri; Perciformes; Cyclopteridae
Product: fibroblast growth factor 5-like
Exons: 4
Coding region: 1-1053 (350 amino acids)
Biological process (GO): positive regulation of protein phosphorylation; positive regulation of epithelial cell proliferation; positive regulation of ERK1 and ERK2 cascade
Cellular component (GO): cytoplasm
Molecular function (GO): chemoattractant activity; type 2 fibroblast growth factor receptor binding; growth factor activity
Source: RefSeq, a predicted model, not a curated record
AUGAAUGGACUGGGUGUGUUUGUCUUCGGACGAAUAAACAGCACCGGGGACUACGGCAGAGUCGGCCACAACCCCGCAAGCUUCACCACCACAAGCAGCGGCUGCAUCACCAUCAUCAUUACUCAUAGCGCUACAUCACGUUCACCGCAGUCAGCCACUCUAACACCUACGGUCCCACUGAGGUUGCGGGCCCCCAGACAGAGGAGGUGUAGUCGGUCAGGCAGGGGGAGUUUCUCCCGCUCUCGCUCCCUCUCCCUGCACCCAGCUCAGCAUGCCCCAGCCCCUGAGCACCUCCACAGCUCUCCCAGCUCCACUACCAUGUGUAGAUGGACAGUGACACAAGGUGCACCGGUCGCCUGGUUCUCCACCUGCCCCUGCUACAGACCUCCUUCACUCCUCCUCUCCAUCAUCUUCUUCCUCCUGCUUCUCCUGCUCGGACCCUCCUCAUCCUCACCCCUGUCCGCUUCAUCACCAGACUCUGAGAAGAACCACAAUGCACAGCGAGGGGCUCCCCCUCACAUCUUCCUCUCAUCACCGGCACCGCUGCACGCAUCCUCUCCGAGGUUGCCAAGAGCGACCAACGUGUCAUCGUCAUCUGCGACGGUCGUCGGGCGCCACGUGCGGAGCAGCUACAACCAUCUGCAAGGAGAUGUGCGCAGGAGGAAACUGUUCUCCUUCCAGAAAUUCUUCCUUCGCAUCGACAAGAAAGGAAAAGUUAAUGGCACCAAAAGUGAGGAUGAUCCAUACAGUAUGUUGGAGAUCAAGUCAGUGGAUGUGGGAGUCGUGGCCAUCAGGGGCCUCAGCAGCAACUACUACCUGGCAAUCAGCAAGAAGGGAGAGCUAUACGGAGCGAGGGACUUUGGUCCGGACUGUCGUCUGAUUGAACGCAUCGAGGAGAACAAGUACAACACCUACGCUUCUGCAGAGUGGCGCAACAAGAAAAAGCACAUGUUUGUGGGACUGAACGCCAACGGCAAGUCAAUGAGGGGGAGGAAGACACGUAGGAAAAACACUGCCACUCACUUCCUGCCCAUUGUGGUACAACCACGAUGAUUGAACAUAUCAGCCACGACAGAGCUCCGCACAAUGCAGGGCAUCGGACUUUUAUGGAGUUACAGCGACGGCUACAUUGGACAGAUCUGAAUCAGAUCUGAAUGAUGCACUGAGGAGGAAUGGAAUGGAAACCUAUGGACAUUUUUAAUCUCUGUUGGAUUAAGACAUUUCUAUUUUUAAAGAAAGAAAUAAGAUAUAUUGCCUUACAAUGUAUAUAUUAUUUUCUGUUUUAAGUUAUCAAGUACAUUGGCACAGUAGAACAUAUGAAAAUAAAUGACUUCUGUGCCAAAAUGUGAUUUGUAACUCACAUUUCUAGAUUUGUGUACAUGUAAAGCGCUUGACAGGGAAGAAAUACAAUGACAGAAUAUGUAAGAGAGGAAAAGAAAAAGACGAGAAGAGGAAGCAUGGAUAGAAAGCUGACUGGUAGAAAAGGAGGAGAAAAGACAAGCAGCAAAA